CGAACGGCCGGUUCCGGCUGAAUGUCAGUGCGGGGCUGUGGGCCGGGGAGGAAGGUGGUUGGCGGUCCCGCCACCACCACCUCCGCCGCUGCCUCUUCCACUUGUGGUGCUGCCGCGGGCGCUGGGCCGCUCGGCUGGUCGGGUAUGAGACCGUGAGGAGAGCGACGGGCCGGGGCCGCCGACAUGUUUGGCCGCUCGCGGAGCUGGGUGGGCGGGGGCCAUGGCAAGUCCUCCCGCAACAUCCACUCCUUGGACCACCUCAAAUAUCUGUACCACGUUUUGACUAAGAACACCACAGUCACAGAGCAGAACCGGAACCUGCUGGUGGAGACUAUCCGUUCCAUCACCGAGAUCCUGAUCUGGGGAGAUCAAAAUGACAGCUCUGUAUUUGACUUCUUCCUGGAAAAGAACAUGUUUGUUUUCUUCUUGAACAUCCUGAGGCAGAAAUCAGGCCGCUAUGUGUGUGUUCAGCUGCUGCAGACCUUGAACAUCCUCUUCGAGAAUAUCAGUCACGAGACUUCACUUUAUUAUUUGCUGUCCAAUAACUAUGUAAAUUCUAUCAUUGUUCAUAAGUUUGACUUUUCUGAUGAGGAGAUUAUGGCAUAUUACAUAUCGUUCCUGAAAACGCUGUCGUUAAAGCUCAACAACCACACUGUCCACUUCUUUUACAACGAGCACACCAAUGACUUUGCCCUGUACACAGAAGCCAUCAAAUUUUUCAAUCACCCUGAAAGCAUGGUUCGCAUUGCUGUAAGAACCAUAACUUUGAAUGUCUACAAAGUGUCAUUGGAUAACCAGGCCAUGCUGCACUAUAUCAGAGAUAAAACCGCUGUCCCUUACUUCUCCAAUCUGGUCUGGUUCAUCGGGAGCCAUGUGAUCGAACUUGAUACCUGUGUGCAGACAGAUGAGGAGCACAGGAAUCGGGGGAAGCUGAGUGACCUGGUGGCUGAACACCUGGACCACCUGCACUAUCUCAAUGACAUACUGAUCAUCAACUGUGAGUUCCUCAAUGAUGUGCUCAGUGACCACCUGCUCAACAGGCUCUUCCUGCCCCUGUACGUGUCCUCCCUGGAGAACCCUGACAAGGGAGGAGAACGACCGAAAAUCAGCCUGCCGGUGUCUCUCUAUCUCCUGUCACAGGUCUUCCUAAUUAUACAUCACGCACCUCUGGUGAAUUCCUUAGCUGAAGUCAUUCUGAAUGGCGAUCUGUCUGAGAUGUAUGCCAAGACUGAACAGGAUGUUCAAAGGAGUUCCGCCAAGCCCAGCAUCCGGUGCUUCAUCAAGCCCACCGAGACGCUGGAGCGCUCCCUUGAGCUGAACAAGCACAAGGGCAAGAGGCGGCUGCCCAAGAGACCCAACUACAAGAACGUUGGGGAGGAGGAAGAGGAGGAGAAGGGGGCUGCCGAGGGCGCCCAGGACGACGCCGAGAGGGCUCCAGGUACAGAGGGUGGUUCAAAAGGCGUGAAGACGAGUGGGGACAGUGAAGAGAUCGAGAUGGUGAUCAUGGAGCGCAAGCUCUCGGAGUUGGCCGCCAGCACCUCCCUGCAGGAGCAGAACACCACAGAUGAGGAGAAGAGCGCUGCGGCCACGUGCUCUGCGGGUGUGCAGUGGAGCAGACCCUUCCUGGAUAUGGUGUACCAUGCCCUGGACAGCCCUGACGAUGAUUACCAUGCCCUCUUCGUGCUCUGCCUCCUGUACGCCAUGUCUCACAACAAAGGCAUAGAUCCUGAAAAACUAGAGCGAAUCCAGCUGCCAGUGCCAAAUGAAGCCGAGAAGACCACCUAUAACCAUCUGCUGACUGAAAGACUCAUCAGGAUCAUGAACAAUGCUGCCCAACCAGAUGGGAAGAUCCGGCUGGCUACCCUGGAGCUGAGCUGCCUGCUCCUGAAGCAGCAGGUCCUGGCCACCUCUGGCUGCAUCAUGAAGGAUGUGCACCUGGCCUGCCUACAGGGCGCAAGAGAAGAGAGUGUCCACCUCGCAAGACAUUUUUACAAGGGAGAAGACAUUUUCCUGGACAUGUUUGAAGACGAGUACAGAAGCAUGACAAUGAAGCCCAUGAAUGUGGAAUAUCUCAUGAUGGACGCCUCCAUCCUGCUGCCCCCAACAGGCACACCACUGACAGGCAUUGACUUUGUGAAGCGAUUGCCAUGUGGUGACGUGGAGAAGACCCGGAGGGCCAUCCGGGUGUUCUUCAUGCUGCGUUCCCUGUCACUGCAGCUGCGAGGGGAACCUGAGACCCAGUUGCCGCUGACUCGGGAGGAAGACCUGAUCAAAACCGACGACGUCCUGGACCUGAAUAACAGUGACUUGAUUGCGUGCACAGUGAUCACCAAGGAUGGUGGCAUGGUCCAGCGAUUCCUGGCUGUUGAUAUUUAUCAGAUGAGUUUGGUGGAGCCUGACGUAUCCCGGCUUGGCUGGGGAGUGGUCAAGUUUGCAGGCCUUCUCCAGGACAUGCAGGUGACUGGCGAGUACGACGACAGCCGUGCCCUGAACAUCACCAUCCACAAGCCCACGUCCAGCCCCCACUCCAAGCCCUUCCCCAUCCUCCAGGCCACCUUCGUCUUCUCAGACCACAUCCGCUGCAUCAUCGCCAAGCAGCGCCUGGCCGUCGGACGCAUCCAGGCGAGGCGCAUGAAGAUGCAGAGGAUAGCGGCCCUCCUGGACCUCCCAAUCCAGCCAAGAACUGAAGUCCUGGGCUUUGGACUUGGCUCCUCCGCCUCCACCCAGCACCUGCCUUUCCGCUUCUAUGACCAGUGCCGCAGGGGCAGCAGCGACCCCACAGUGCAGCGCUCUGUGUUUGCAUCCGUGGACAAGGUGCCAGGCUUCGCUGUGGCCCAGUGCAUAAACCAGCACAGCUCGCCGUCCCUGUCGUCACCGUCACCACCAUCUGCCAGCGGGAGCCCCAGCAGCAGCGGGAACACCAGCCACUGUGACUCGGGGGGCUCAUCCUCCACCCCGUCAGCGACCCAGAGCCCAGCAGACGUCCCCACCACUCCAGAGCAGCCUCAGCCUCCGCCUCACCUUCCCCACCAGCUGGUGAUCGUCAGUGACAUGGAAGCAGACGCCAGGCCCAGCAAGAGCCUGGCCAGGGGCACAGAGGUGGAGACGGCACACCUGUCCCCCAGCCUCCUCCCCGCACAGCAGCCCACCAUCUCCCUGCUCUGUGAGGACACUGCCGACACGCCCAGCGUCGAGUCACUGACCCUGGUCCCGCCCGUGGACCCCCACAGCCUCCGAACCCUUGCUGGCAUGCCCCAGCCUCCCACGCCAGCCACCGCAGGCACAGAGACCCCAGAGGAAGAGGCUGCGAGUACAGAGCCCACGGGCCCUGCCCAGCACUGAGUGGGUGCCCAGGGCCUCCCCUGUGCGUGCAGCCCGCUGGUAGGGACCCCAGUGCAGUGACGGCCGGACAUCGGAAGCACCCACAGCUCUUCACGCCCCGGUAACAUCUGCACCCCCGUCCCUGAGUGCCGCGCAUCGGAGGCUGCUGUGCGCCAUCUGAAUCCCUCCCCACUCAGACCUGAGAGCAGCCGCGACCCACGGAGACACCCAGUGCACACACCGCCACGGCCCCCCGGGGAGGCAGGAGGAGCGGGCUCCCGUCUCUGAGCCCACCAGCACCCUCCCUCCCUGGCCUGGCGCCUCUGUCACCCUCCCUGCUGUGCACAGAACUGGACAAGGUCACUUUGGGUAGAAGUUUGCAGCAAGGCAAACUUAGAUACACACCUCCUUCGACUAUUUAUUUCUGCGUUUGGCAGCAGAUGAAAGCAUUUAUUUAAAAGGCAUCUCUUUGGGGAAAAGUCCAAACAAAUCCACAACUCCAAGGUCGGAUGUCACGUUAGAAGUGUAAGAAUCUUGCUAAGGUUUCCUUUUGGUUUCCCUUGAGUUUCUCCAUGUUUUACUGUAGAGUUCUUAUUGUCGCUGUCACUGUGUCUUAAAUGAGUCUUAUUUCCCUCUUACUAACUUUGCAAGCCUGUGGAAUGAUAAAGUACCUUCCUGAAAAGUUUGGGUUCUUUCUAAAUAAAACUGAGGGAGUUACAUGUGCUCUCAGGUCCGUGUGGCGUGAGAGGCCGGCGGCUGCUCCAGGCCUGACCCGAGCGAGGUCUCCACACAGGCCCAGCAGCUGUCCCCGAACGUGCUCCUCACUCGCUCCAGCACCACCGGGGACAGGUCUCCAGCCCCUGCCUCAGUUGCCACCUUCUCUCUUUACCUGUGAAGGGGCCACUGGGGACCGAAGACUCCAGACCCAGUGGCUUGACAGGAACAGAAGACGGGACGUGUCCUCGGCGUCACCUGCCACCCCCUGUGCGUACACAAGUCCAGAGAGGCCCCAGCUCAGGCAGGGCCCGAGAGCACCAGCCUGCCCCUCCCCGCUGCUCUGCUGCCAGGACUCAGGCUUGUCCCUUCCCCGCUGGCUGGCAUGUGCAGGCAGCAGGAUGUGACCCUGCCACCCCUUCUCCACCAGCGUGGCCGCCAGGCUGCUCCAUGGCACAGCUUUCCUGCAGGCGUGUUCAUAACAGGUGUCAGUGUCCACCCAGCCUGGCUACUCGGGUGGCCUCAGGAGGAGUGCCAGGAGCUCACCAUCUCCCUACUGGAGGGAGGUGGCCCUUGCCACCUCUGCCAGGCCAGCCUUCCCUCGGGGCCCCGAGGCCAGACCUCAUCUCCUGAGGAAGCCAGCAGUUCUGCCAGCCGGGGCAGCGGUGCCUGUGGGACGGCUCUGCAGGCAAGAGCCGCCUCGCUGGGGUGCCUUCAGCCGUCACCGCCACGACUUCCCUUCCACCAAGACCUGCUUCCAAAAGGAGGGCACUGAGGCAGGGGGUCCUCAGCAAAGCUCCUAGGAAGGGGAGGUGGAGGGAACGGGCCGGGGAGGCGGGCUCCUGUGCCCAGCAGCCGGCCACGUGUGCUCCAUCUUCGGAGGGAGGGGCGGACAGAGGACAGGCCAGCCCUGGUUUUGAAAUGACUGUCUCCGUGGGAGAAAUGAGAAAGGCCAGCAACUUCCCGCCCACCGUGCCCGUGAGAACCACAUGCAGCUCCCUGGUGACACUCAUGCCGGUGGCCCCAGCCUUCCAGGACCACCGCCUGCUCCUGAGACCAGGGACCCCAGCCAGCUCCACAGCUGCCACGGCUGAAGGACAAAGGUCACGGGCAGACCCAGGAGGACCAGGCGCUGGGCAAAAGGCCCCCGUCAGGCCAGGGCUGCUACCCUCUGUCCCCAGCCGUGCUCGCGGGUCAUCCCCAGGAGCUUCCUUUCACCGGUGUCGGUAGCUCGCCUCAGUGAGACCCCUCCUGGCCAGCAGGGUGGGGACUUCCUCAAGCAGGGUGGGAGGCGGGAGGAGGCCGCUGGCCCUCUGGGCUCUGAAAAAGGACCCGCCUCGUCCAGGUCUUGGUUACCUCGGCGCAGAUACAGGUGUCUUCAGGGGCACCUGGGACCUCCCAGGCCUGUCCAGGCAGAGCACGUGGGUCUCUGGCGUCCGGCAGGGGUCUGGGCAAGCCCUCAGCCGGGGCCACGACCUCUGCCUGCAGGACUGACAGACGUGGGGACAGCCUUCAGAAGCCCAGUCAGCACUCGGGACCCCUGCAGAGAGCACAUGGCCUGCCCUGGUGGCCCUCCCAAGUCCCUCAGGCCCAUUGGGUUUGCCUCAGGGCGGCCACUGGAACCCCAGACCUCUUGGCCUUUGAGGUUGCCAGAGCGACAGACGUACGUGCCCCUUUCCAGUUUGGAGGCUUGGGCAUGCAGGACACCCCAGCAAGUCAGAGCAAGGGUGGCCACAGCAGGGGGGCUGGAGGAGGGUCCUCCCUGCCGUCCUCUCUGCCUGGCUGCUCUCACCCUGCAAGAGGCAGCUCCCCACCCAGGCACUGGCAGCACCAGGUGCCCAGCUGGGCUCUGCGUGGUCUCUGGGAUGCACUGGCUCCAAAAAGGCGCCGAUCCUGAUCUACUUCCAGAUGCAAUAAAUAGGAAACGUUCGCUGUAAUCAUGCUGACCUUGGGCAUAGUCUGAGUUCCUUAGGUUCCUUAUGAGUUGGAAAGAUGCAAAUAGUUCUUGUCCCAGGGAGGAGCAGGGGUUGGGAAACAGCGCUCCCGGCCGUUCUCGGGAAGUACCUGCCUCGGCCAGCAUGACUCACGCUUCGUGGGUACAGAACACGAGGGUGGAAAUGAAAACCCGGACUUCCUUGUAAAUUGAACUUGGCAAUAAAAGAGGAAAAAAAGUU
Sciurus carolinensis (gray squirrel) is the source of this 6209-nucleotide messenger RNA. RefSeq names its product C-type lectin domain containing 16A (gene Clec16a). Lineage: Eukaryota; Metazoa; Chordata; Mammalia; Rodentia; Sciuridae. The record is from RefSeq and is a predicted model, not a curated record. Gene Ontology annotation, cellular component: late endosome; endolysosome membrane. The coding region runs from base 184 to 3342 and encodes 1052 amino acids. Gene Ontology annotation, biological process: endosomal transport; regulation of autophagosome maturation; endosome to lysosome transport. The transcript is spliced from 24 exons.